AGGGGUUUUUGGGCUGAGUCUAGGUGUUUGUGAGGUUUUUACAGACACAAGAUGCUCACUGUCUUCCUGAGAUGAACUUGGGCAAGGAGGAACCCCCAUUCCAAGGCAUUUUCUUCUUCUUUUUUUUCCCAAACCAGGCUUUUUCAUUCGCAAGGCAUAGGCAGAUGGAGGAGGAGGAAAAGCCCCAGAGAUCCCUCACGAAGGGGGGCUGCAAACCCAGCCCAGGGAGCUGCGAGGAGGAAAGGCCCUCCCUGAGCCGGGAAGGCGGCCAGAGAUCCAGGCAGAGCUCAGAGCUGGUGGAGAAUCCUCAUGGAGGGGAGAAGCCCCACAAGUGCUUGGGGUGUGGGAGGGGUUUCAGUCGGAGCUCCAACCUGAUCCGGCACCAGAGGAUCCACACUCAUGAAAAGCCCCAUGAGUGUGGGGAAUGUGGGAAAAGCUUCAGCCAGAAAAGCUGCCUAAAGCAACACCAGAGGAUCCACACUGGGCAGAAGCCCUACAUGUGUGGGAAAUGUGGGAAGAGCUUCAUGAAUGUUUCUGUUCUGAUGCAGCACCAGGUGAUCCACACUGGAGAGCGGCCCUACACCUGCUUAGAAUGUGGGAAGAGCUAUGGGUGGAUGUCCUACCUGAAAAACCACCAGCGCAUCCACACUGGGGAGAGGCCCUAUGAGUGUCCCAAGUGUGGGAAGAGGUUUCAGACCAGCUCUGAUUGCCUCAAACAUGAGCGGAUUCACACAGAUGAGAGGCCCUUCCGCUGCCCCGACUGCGGGAAGGGCUUCAAACGCAAUUCUCAGCUAAUUGUGCACCGGCGCAUCCACACCGGGGAGAGGCCUUACAAGUGUCCUGAGUGUGGGAAGUGCUUCUCAGACAGCUCUCACUUGACCCGACACCAGCUGAUCCGGCACUACAUGGCCCACACUGGUGAAAAGCCCCAUGAGUGUGGGGAAAGUAGGAAGGGCUUUAGAGACAACUCCCACCUGAUCCGGCACCAGAUGAUCCACACUGGGGAACGGCCCUAUGAGUGUGGGGAAUGUGGAAAGGGAUUCAGAGACAGCUCUGUCCUGCUCCGGCACCAUAUUAUCCACACUGGGGAAAAGCCCUAUGAAUGAGGGGAAUGUGGGAAGAGCUUCGACGACAUGUCCAAUCUGAUAAAACACCAGCACAUCCACAGCAGGGAGAGGCCCUACGAGUGGCCCGAGUGUGGGAAGAGGUUUCAGACCAGCUCCAAUCUCCUCAGACAUGAGUGGAUUCACAGAGAGGAAAGGCCCUUCCGCUGCCCUGAGUGUGGGAAGAGAUUCAAGCAAAACUCUGACCUCACUGUCCACCGGCGCAUCCAUACUGGGGAGAGGCCCUACGAGCGUCUUGAGUGUGGGAAGAGCUUCUCACAGAGCUCUAACUUGACCAAACACCAACCUGAGGGGGUUUCCGGCACAUUUGUGGUUGGCCCAGUGCUGUGUUUGGGUUCAGGUUCCUCCCAAGGCCCCCCAGACCGGGUCAUGGCUCUCCCCACGGAGUCCCACCAACUUCUUCCCCACUGGCCCCCAAUAAACAGGACCAGCGUGGUGCCCGAGGGCUUAGUGGAGCUCGCUGGGAGCACCUUCCUCGUUUCCACUGCUCAAAGCCGUUACCGCUUGGCUGCGAUGCAGUUCUGGGGAGUUGCCGCUUCUCACGCAGCUUAA
Ficedula albicollis (Collared flycatcher) is the source of this 1676-nucleotide messenger RNA. Its product is annotated as zinc finger protein 2 homolog. NCBI's taxonomy places the organism in Eukaryota, Metazoa, Chordata, Aves, Passeriformes, Muscicapidae. The transcript has 6 exons. The record is from RefSeq and is a predicted model, not a curated record.